AUGUUUUCAAUAGCUAUGGCCGUGGACCUCGACUUCGGCCCCCGCCAUAGCCAGGGGAACCUUAGAUCCAGCCUCUUCCUCCCCUUCAACUUCCUCCUCUCGCCUCCUCCUCCUCAUCGUCUCCGUUCCCUCGGUGCCACCUCUCGCUAGCUAAAACAGCUUAAAUUGCACGUGUUGCGUGCACUGCUGUUUCUGAAAGGCCCUCUCGCGGCGCCCCUGGUUUCCCGACGACUUGACUAAAACCUCCAAACGGCGGGGGGGAAGGGGGGAGAGAACUUUUCUAUAUAGAUGGCGGCGUUGUCUAAUAAUUUUACGUUCUCCUUGAUGAGGGGCAAUAGUAAGACUUUGGUACAAAUGAAUGCAAAUGUCUCCUUCUCUGCUAACUACAGUUUUGAGCCCAGCCUACUUUAUAAUGUGAAAAAGUCGAAAUGCUCAGCUUCGUCAAUGGUAUCCAGGAGGUCUGGACAGAUAUCACACUCUUUGCGGACAGACUUAUCACUUGGUGCUCCAAUAAGGAAGACGUGGCCUAGGUUUCAGUCGUCGAAAAGAUUGAUUUGUUCGGCCUCAAGUGCUUCCAUGGGUGGAUCUGAUUCUGUAUUUCCAAGAAUCAGAGAGCGAGACCCCUACAAGCUCUUGGGAAUCCACAGGGAAGCCGGGGAGGAAGAGGUUCGGGAAGCCCGCAGCUACCUGGCUAGUCAGUAUGGUGGUGACGCAAAAAGCAUGGAGUCGAUCGAAGUUGCAUACGAUAAAAUUAUGAUGGAGAAAUUGCGUGAAUACCAAAAGUCGCAAUUCAAGCCAAAGAAGAAAGAGAUCAAACCCUUGCCCGCUUGGCAGCAGAAGAUUGUUGGUAUGUAUCAAGUUCCGAACAAAGAUGACAUUAUAAAGAGAGCCGUAUUUUAUGCUUUACUUGGAGUAUGGAGCGUGCUCAAACCUGGGCAAAGGGGCCCUGCUUUCCAGGUGCUCACGUCAUUUGUGGCGUGUAUUUACUUUCUCAAUGAUCGCAUAAAGAUUGUUGGCAGAUCUUUCUUCAUUGGGUUCGGUGCGUUGGUCCUAGGCUGGGUGUUCGCCUCCUUUUUGGUACCGGUCAUUCCUACAAAAAUUCUUCCUCCCUCGUGGACCCUGGAACUUACAUCAUCGCUUGUUUCGUACAUCUUCCUCUUUGGUGCUUGCACGUAUUUGAGAUGAAGACCAACUUUGUGUCAGGUUAUUCUGUUGCAAGGAGACAGUAGGUAAUAGUGUAGAGAGAGGAGUGAGAAAAGGAUUAUGGGAAACUAUUUUUUGCAUAUCCCUUGGAGGCUCAGAAGCUGGUUUUAGUGGUAACAAUACAUUAUCUUUUUCACCUCGGAUAUCGAGUAGAGUGAUGCUCUGUUGCACAUACACAUGCACAUCCAAUGAUCUUAGUUUACAACUUGUGCAAGCGGCCCACCAUGGCGUACCGUCGGAUACAAAGGUCACAAGGUAUCAUUUGUAAUUGAAAGUAGCAGAUCGGUCUCAAUCGAAAUAUUGCGAAAUGCAGUUGCCCUUGUUCCUGUUUUUA
Physcomitrium patens is the source of this 1537-nucleotide messenger RNA. RefSeq names its product protein CHAPERONE-LIKE PROTEIN OF POR1, chloroplastic. The record is from RefSeq and is a predicted model, not a curated record. Gene Ontology annotation, cellular component: chloroplast membrane. Lineage: Eukaryota; Viridiplantae; Streptophyta; Bryopsida; Funariales; Funariaceae.